This is a messenger RNA of Nicotiana tabacum (common tobacco), 1317 nucleotides long. The record is from RefSeq and is a predicted model, not a curated record. Lineage: Eukaryota; Viridiplantae; Streptophyta; Magnoliopsida; Solanales; Solanaceae.
AUGUAUAUCAAGAGGAAUGGUGCAAUAGAAUCACGCCCAUCUUAUGGUGAUUUACCAACUAGCUCUGUAAUUGAGGCGUCAUGUUUCAGCAUUAAGGUAUAUCAUGGGGGGUUGAUGAAACAGCAGUCAACUAAACACUAUGUUGGAGCUGUGGUCGACUACUUUGACUAUGUGAAACCAACAGAUAUUAAUAUGACAGAGUUGAGGAAGAUGGCCGAGAUUUGUGGUUACGUCAAUGAUUCAGUGAUAUUCUGGCACAAAUGUGGUAAGUUUGGUAACAUAUUGAGACUAUUAUCAACUGAAGUUGAAAUAGAACCUGAGAAUGAAGGUCAAACAAUCAACAUUCAAAAUAUGCAACAAACUAUUGGAAUUACUGAGAAAAUGGCUGAAACGUCAAACUCGUCUAGUUGUGAUGAGUUUGAGGAUUCUGAAAAUGAAAUAUCAGAUUUCAACCCAAUGCUUGAUAAGCGAGUUACUGGAAAACAACCUGUUGAAGGUGGUAGAGAGCUUAUUAGUGCCGAGGUUCAAAAGAAGCUGUCAAAUGAAGAAGGGGAUUCUGAUUGCGUGAAUUCAUCGGACACUUUAAGCUUGGACAAUGGGAGUUUUGAUUUUCCUAAGUACAAUCCUAAAACUGAUGAGAAGAGUCCAAUACUUGCUCUUGAAUAUACAUUUGGAAACAAAAAUGAGUCUAAAUUUGCUGUGGAAACUCAUGAAAUAAAAGCUGGAAAGUAUAUCAAGUGGCGCAAAAAUGACAAGAUAAGAAUAAGAGGGACAAAGGGAUUUCAAAUAAAAACUUACAAUCCUAAGCAUAGUUGUAAAAAUUGGCAUCACCGUUAUAAGACGAUCACAUCUUCUUUUAUUGCGAGGAGAUAUCUGGAUACCAUCAGUUCAAACAGGGAUUUGAAAGUUUCUAAAUUCAGGGACACAGUCAGUCAGAAACUUAAAGCUCAUGUUAGUUUACCUCAAGCUAGAAGGGCUAAAAGAAAGGCCGUUGCAUUGCUUGAUGGUGAUACUAAAGAUCAAUUUGCUAUGUUGUGGGACUACAUCGAUGAGCCUGAAAGGACAAAUCCAGGCUUCAAGGCCGGUUGUAGAAAGAUAGUUGGUGUAGAUGGUUGUUGGUUAAAGGGCGCGAUGUACGGAACUCAAUUGUUAACGGCAGUUGGACUUGAUGCUAAUAAUAACAUAUUCCCAAUCGCAUACGCAGUUGUUGAAAAAGAAACACGGGAUACAUGGUUGGAUGUUGUUCGAAUUACUUUGAUGCUGUUUUGGGAUGGUGUUCCAGUCACUAUUGCUGCUAUUGUUCUUUUUGGAAGCUAA